AUGCAAGAGAUUGGAGGACCUGAAGUAGGUCUCUGGUACACACAGGUUGUGUGUGUUGCAGCUGAAGCUCCUAAAAAGAGCAAGGAAGAUGAAUUUCAGACUAAGUUGAAUUUGUUCCUUCAAAACGAAGGAAAAUCAUUAGCUGACAUUUCAAGUUUGGCAUCUCCUGCUCCUGACCUCAACACUAAGCUGGUCGAGGCCAUAAACUCCCUUGUUCAAACAUGUCAUGUGGCUUCAUCUGAGGAGAGAGGGAUAUAUAGAAAGCUGCGCCCUUUUUCAGGGUUUAUACCAACUCCUCUUGGGGAAGAUGAGUUUGAGAUUUGGGUGGAGCAGACUACACACAUUUUGGAAGAGUGGCAGUGCUCUGAUAAUGUUAAGAAGCAGAAACUAGUAGAGUGCCUCAGAGGUCCUGCAGCAGAUAUUGUAAGAUUUGAAAAGACUGGCAACUCAGCCGCUACUUAUAGUGACUAUCUUAGUGUACUAGAGUCAGCAUUUGGCAGUACUGAGGAUGCUGCAGAUUUGAUGCUUAAAUUUCGAAGCACUUACCAAAAUGAAGGAGAGAAGCUGUCAGCCUACAUAUUGAGGUUGGACAGACUGCUCCAUAGCAUGCUGCGGAAAAAAGGAAUUGAGUAUUCUGCUCUUAAUCAUCUUAGAAUGCAGCAAAUAGUCAGAGGUGCCUUAGCAGGUGAUAUGGUGGCUAUGCGUUUGAGGAUGACCCACAAGCUUUGUGAGCCACCUUCUUUCAACGAGUUAAUGAAGGAGGUUAGAGAGGAAGAAAAUAUGGUCAGCAGUAGGCGCACCUUACCGUCUAAUGUUGCCAUGUCUGUAGUGCCCACUACCAAGAAGGAUUCGUCUGCUAACAGUGGUACUGUCGACUCAGAAGUAGAAAAGUUAAAGAAGGAGAUUAGGGGGCUGAAAAAUGAGGUGUCUCGGUUGUCAGCUGCAGCCAAAGAACCUGUAGCCCAUGAUCGUCCAGCCAUGCACAGUCUGGCUGCUGUUGCUGACUGUAAAACUCCAACACGUACAGUAACCAAAGCCAACAUAUUUUGCUACAGAUGCGGGGAAGAUGGGCAUCUUAAGCGGGACUGUAAAAACGAUGAAAAUCUCAGGAAAGUAAACCAGCGACUCAUCAGAAUGAGACAAUCUUCGGGAAACUUCUCCGGGGCUCAGUAA
Molecule: messenger RNA, 1173 nt
Organism: Danio rerio (zebrafish)
Lineage: Eukaryota; Metazoa; Chordata; Actinopteri; Cypriniformes; Danionidae
Source: RefSeq, a predicted model, not a curated record